AUGUGAGCACAACACCGGUACAUGCUUUGAAAACAAAACGCACGCAUUUGCUCUGGGAGAAUUUCUGCAUUGCAGAAAUAGGACCUGCCAUGGAAAAAGCUGGUGAUGCUACAACCUCUGGCAGUUCUACUGGAUCAGGAAGUGCAACAAAGAGGAAAAAGGUGUACAACAUGGAACCUCGCACCCCCUUGAAGAGGCAGCGAAUCCCAGUGGAACGCUUCCAGUCCCCUGUGCUGGAGGAUGGAACCCCCAAAUUGAAGCCCCCAAAGGAAGAAAUCCUCAUUCAUUACAAGAAGGGAGCCUUUCUAGCUGUCCGUGGAGCUGAGAAUUCAUUCUACUUGUGCAAGUCCCUGCAGAAUGUGACGAACCACACGAAGCGAUUCAACAUUCAGUGGUUGUCUCUAGACCAGCCGCCAAAUGUUUACAAGAUCGACUACAUCGAUCACACAGAGAUAGAAACUAUUUUAACUAACGUUGACAUGGACCGGAUUGCAAAGGACACAUUUCGCUUACCUCAUUCUGAAAAAACAAGAACUGAAAAGGUCCUGCAGAAGGCAAUAAAAGCUGAACUCGGUGAACCAGUUGAGGAGGAAGAAGAGGUACAGGGAGAAACUGAAUCUGAAGAAGAUGAAGACAGUCCCAAAAAAGCAAAACUGACCAAGAUAAAGCCACCAAAGACGAAGGCUCAAUUGAAAAUUGGAUACCCGCAAAGUUCAGGAAGUAAGAAAGAUACAAAAGAGAAGAAGAAAACCCCGUCAAAACCAAAAGGAAAAGACCAGAAACCAGCAAAAGGAUCCAAAGUUAAGAAAGAGUCAAAGGUUAAGAAGGAAUCCAAGAAAGGGCCGGACAGAAAGCUGAAGCCAAACCCGAAAAUUAAAAUUCUGGAAAAAGAUCCAUUUUUUAAUUCAAAACAGAAAUUCCCGUUCAUAUCGAUUCCCGUCCAGUCGAAACUUGUUUUCCGGGCAGUAGGUCUGGAGGACAUGGAAUUACUAAAUGAAUUAAUAGCCAGUGAAAGUAAAGUAUACCGGUUGGAUAUUACACGAUCGGUUGAAAAUAAGAAGACAGCCAUUGAUUUGGCUUUGGAGAUGGGGAACAAGGAAGUUUUGAAAACAUUGCUAGAUGAUAUAUUCGACCCCAAAAACCCAAGACAUAAAAAAAAUAAACCAAAAUGUCUCAUUGAAACUGUUUCCACUGGCAGAUAUAACCCCACAUCUCUGAAUGUGUUCAAUAUUCGUGAACUCAACAUGAGCAGAGGUGGCAAGGAAGGAAAUAAUGCCUUUACAAAAGAUUUGCUGGAUGAGUACGAGUACAAGAUGAGUCAGUAUUGUAACACGGCACUGCGGUGUGGGGUCGAUAUGGACGUGCUGGAAAUACUCGUCUCCUGUAACAGCGAGUUUGAGUCGAGGGAUGAUAAGAUGGAGAACUUCUUGAACCACAUUCACAUGGCGGUUGCUCACGGUCAGCAGAAACUGGCCGGCAAGUUGAUAGAGGAGGCCGAGAGACGCGGAGGAUUUGGCUUUAAUUUUUUACACAAAGAGGUAUUAAAUUUAAAUGGGGAAGACUUGCGGCCUAACCUCCUUGUGGCAUCGGUGAGGAAAAAACCGUUCCAGAACCGUGGAAUAACACCCAUUCACUGUGCAGCUAUCAACCCCAACAGCAAGUACCUGUCUUGUCUGCUUCAAGUGGAGCCGGACAUAAACAUUGUCGACAAGAGUCAGCGACGCCCACUCCAUUACGCAGCGGCUUGUAGCGGGUCUGCACCGCUGGAGCUUCUCCUGUCCAGGGGUGCUAGUGUCACUGAUGCUGACAAUCAGGGAAACACGGCCAUCCAUUUUGCAUGCAUGGCUGGGAGGGCAGCAAACCUUGAUAUCCUUCUCAAAAAAGCCAAAACAGAAACAAACAGUCUGGGAGAAGGAAUGUCAGCCAAGUGGGGUCCAGGUGGGGUAAACCGUCCAAAUAGAAACUCAUUAUGUCCCAUGCACCUGGCUGUAGAAAAUGGCUAUGCGGAUGUGGUCAAGAUUUUGCUGAAACAUGGAGCCGAUGUAAACAAACAAGUAUCAGCAUCAAAGUUCAAAAGGUCACCACUAAUGAUGUCCGCAGAAAAGGGAUUCCUCGAUAUUGCGAGAUUACUCGUUCAGAAUGGUGCUGUUGUAGAGCUGCCAGACAAGUUAAAAAGAACAGCUCUGUUGCAUGCUGUAAUGAACGGCAACAGCACGGUGGCGUCGUACCUCCUGUACCUGGGAGCUGACCCCAACAAGGCAGACUCCUCUGGAAACACCCCUGUUCACUACGCAAGUGCCUAUGGCUGGUACUUCUGUCUGAAGAUGCUCGUUUCGGAUGCAGGAGCCGAUCCUAAUGUAGUCAAUGUUUGGAAGACUAGUCCAGUAGCCAUUGCAUUUUUGAAAGGUCAUUUGGGAUUGGUGGAUUUUCUACUGACUCAACAAGAUGUAGAUAUUAACUUCAGGGAUGAUAAUGGUUUAACUCUAGUCAGUGUGGCGUGCUCCAGCCGUGUGGAAGCCAGCUUGUCUGAGCAGGUGGAAUACCUCAUUAACGACAAAGGAGCCAAUCCAGCCUUACCUGAUCUCAACAAACUCACAGCUCUACAUCAUUUGGCUGCCAACAACAUCAAACUUGGGGGCACAGAUAUGCACCCAACGGUCAGCGUUGAUGCCAUGGAGACGAGUGUGAAGAUUGCCAAACUGCUCAUUGCUAAAGGGUGUGACCCCAGUGCCAAGACCAAGGACGGAAAAACUCCACUGAUGCUGGCUAUAGAGAGGCUGAACGUGAAGUUGGUGAAGUUUCUGGUUGAGCAUGGAGGGACGGUGUCGGCCGAGAAAGACAAGGAUGGGAAGAAUGUUCUCCACAUGAUGGCUGAACAGUGCAUGACCUCUGACCUUGCGUCUCUCCUCCAGAUCCUAUCAGAACAGAAACCAAGCACGGAUGAAGUUAAACGUGCUGAGCCUAUGGAAGUUGAUGAUGACAAGGUUGUGAAAGUGAAUGGAGAGGUGGAUACAGAAAACGAGGUUCUCAAAACCAUGGUGGAAGAUACGGACAACCUCGGAAUGACUCCACUGUUACGGGCGUGUUACGUUUAUAAGACAUACGCGGUACCUCGGUCGAAGAUGUCCGACAAGGAGCUGGAUCAUAUUUACCAGUACGGUCGUGACUUCAUCCGGGUUCUCAUUGAGCUGACGGGGACUGAUGUGAACACAACGAUACAGAAAAAACAUUUUGUCGACAAGAUCCCAGACACGGAAAAGGAUCAGUAUGUUAAAGAAGGCCAGUACUCAAUGGCCCACCUCAUGGUGGAGGCUAAGGAUCGACCCGCUGUGGUGGAAGGCGUCCAUGUUUCCCACCCUGGGCUGAAGCUGGUUCUCGACCAUGCACCCAACCUGGAGAUUCGUAACAUCGCAGGACUGACACCUCUCAUGAUGGCCGUUGAGGCUCAGAAGGAUAACGUUGUCAAGUUGUUGCUGGAGAAUGGUUCGAACCCAAAUGUAACUUACAAGCUUGACGACGGAGCUGAAGUGACCCCUCUCCUUACUGCAGCUAGACAUGGCAAUGCGAGCUGCUUGAAGCACCUGGUGAACGUGGGAGCCAACGUUAAGGUCACACACAGCAAGACUCGCAAGACUCCGCUUCAUUACGUCGUCCAGAGCAGAGAUAAUGAAGCCAACACACUGUUGAUGGCGAAGAGCCUGCUGAUGGCUGGUGCGGAAAUCAACGCUGUUGAUGAAGACAAGUGCACCCCGCUGCAUCUGGCUGUCGACGGCAACAAGGGCACGUCGAAUGCGAGCACAGACUUGGAGGAGUUCCUCGUUGAGAAGGGAGCCGAUGUGUUCGGUCAGGACGGGCGCAAACGCUUUCCUCUGCACUACGCCUUUAUCAGGAUUAACAGACCAGUGGAGUCGACGUUGCUUGAUCCAAUUGAGCUGUGUAGUUUACUGACGGCAGCCAUGAGGGACAAGCGGAUUGAUGAAGCCGAUUCAUUCCAGCACACUGCGCUUCAUCUGGCAGCAUUCCGCGGGGCUACUAUCUGCUGUAUGCACUUGUUACAGCGACAAGCUCAGGUCAGUCGUAAAGACAAAGACGGAAACACGCCUCUUUCCUUGGCCGUCCUCAACAAACACGACAGUUGUGCUAUAAUGCUGAUACAGAAGGGUGCGAGCGUCACAGAAAGAAUCCAUGUUCCGUCUUCUGUUGAAGAUGGGACUAAGAAAGACGGUGCAGACAAUGACAGGAAGAAACAAAGACUCGUUCUGAAAUGGAGGCCUUUACAACAGUGGGCAAAAACAUUUGAAGAAAAGGAAAUAUACACAAUCUUUCAGGGUGCUAUAAAGUCUGAGCUACAGGGAGUUGCACACAUGGUUCUGGACAAGACGGGAAUGGAUUUCAAUUCUGUGCAGAGUGCUCUUUCUGCGGGGAAGUACAACGUGUUGCUGCGCUUGUUGAAGAGGAUACCAGAUACCAGGUGUCUCCAUGCGACAAACUCUCAAGGUCAGAACCUGUUCCACUUGCUGGGUCUCAAAACGAAGCCAGACGUCGACAUAGACCUACAGCUGAAGGUUGCCGAAGUGCUGAGACAGAAAGGAUGUCCAGUUGGAGUAAGAGACCACUACGGGUGUACCCCACUUCAUUACGCCGCGCUGCGCCAUCACUCACCCAAACUUGGCAGCUUUCUUAUUGAAAAUGAUCCCACUUUAAAUUUAAGGAAGACUGACAAUUUUGGGAGAGAUGUUUUAGCAGCAUUUUUGUGGGAUUUUGGGAAAAUUACCUCUAGUAAAAUUCCAGAAAAAGUAACAAACUGGAUGGAGAUGUUGUUUAAGAAAGGAGCGGUGGUAGAUAUUCGCUUCAAUCGGCCGCUGCCUGACCCUCUUCUGUUUGGGACGGCGAUAUUCGACAAGUGUCCCGACUAUUUCUCUACGAAGGAGGACACCGCAACGUCACCCCUGAUCCUCGCGAUUCACCACUACUACUUUGGCAUGGCGCAGUACCUGUUGGAACACAGUGCAUCCCCAAACUUCCCCGACAGUCGCGGUAUCACGCCACUGAUGCACGUGGCUAAGAUGAAUGAUGUGCAACUGGCCAAGCUGCUGCUGAAUCACAGCUACAACCCCGACACCGAUGACGUGACGAGUGACUCGUCGAAACCACAGCUGAUGAAGAAGAUGUCGCGCAACGUGUUCGUGCUGAAACCCGACGGCACGCCCAGCCUGGACGAGGUGAAGGAGACAGAGGAACAGGAAUCCGACAAGAGUGUGUCCGAGGAAGGUAACCAGGAAGAUGAGGACGUCCAAGAGGAAUCAGGUGUUGAAGAAGAGCCAGACGAUAGGGCUGAAGAUGAUGAUGACAGUGUUGACGAUGAUGACUUCAGUGAGCACGAUGACAGUGAUCACGACACUGACAUCGUGGACAGUGCCAGCGACACGGAAGAUGAACCACAGCUGACAGUACUCGGCUCCAAGAAGUUAUCACUACGUAAAGAACAGAGUCUGAGAAAGAAAGAUUCGUUUGCGAUGGUGGAGAAGACGAGCUCAGUGAACCUGGACUACCUGGACAGCCAGGGCUGGACGGUCAUCCACCACCUCGUGUGUCCACUCAGUCUCGGCACCUACGACAACGAACAAAUGCUGUAUGUGCUGGCUAAAGCUGGUGCACUUUUGACUGUGAAAGACAAUGCAGGUUUAUCUCCCUUGAACCAUGCCUUAAUUCGGGGAGCUCCAAGAAUUGCCAGGCAGCUACAAAAGUUGAUGAAUAUAGAAGCAGAGAAGCAUGAGAAAACGACAUUUGUCUCGUUUGAGGUGUCCGACGGGCUGGAUGCCAGCAGCAGUAACGUGGAGUUUAACUCUGACGCAGACAAGAUGGUGGAAGAGUUGGACAAAGCCGUCAUGGACGUUGAGGAUAAAACAGAAAUGAUGCUGAAAGCUGACAAAUACUGUAACAUCCGGAAUAUUGGUGAGGUACUGCACGACAAGAAACAGAACAUUCCAUACAGUACCACCCUGUCCAAAGUGGACGUAAGCAGUGGUACUUUUGGCAUGUACAACUUCUACAAGAUGCAGAUUGUGGUACAAAAAGGGAAAGAAAUUUAUGUUUUGUUUACACGGUGGGGUCGUAUUGGCGACCCAGGUCAGUUCCAGCACACUCCAUUCCAGAAAGCGGAAGAAGCUAUCAAGGAGUUCUGUAAAAUCUUCAGGUCAAAGACGGGCAAUGACUGGAACCAUUUAGAUAGUUUUGAAAACCAUCCCAAGAAGUACCGUUUGAUUCCAUAUGAAGAUAAACGGAAAAAAGCUCACAAAAUUCAGUUUGAACUGAAGUCUGACCGACCUUCAAAGCUGCCAUUGUCUGUUCAGGAUAUUGUAAAAGAAAUGAGUGGUGUUGAAAUGCUCACAGCAUCUGUAAAGAAAGUGGGUCUUGAUCCAGACUUCAUGCCGUUCGGUCGCAUUAAGAAACCAUCUCUCAUUUCAGCAAGAUUGUUGUUGCAAGAAAUCGGAGAGCUGAUCGAAACUGUCAAAAAGCAGCAAAAAAAUAUGUUGAAUACAAACAUGCAGGAAUACCACAGCAACUGUGAACAGAUCUCAAAGCUGACAAGUGAGUACUACCACUUGAUUCCAGUCGGUGGGUUCGAGUAUGAGCAGAUUCGACCCAUUGAAAAUAAGGCAAUGUUAAAGAAACAUCUGAGACUCGUAGCUGACUUAAUGGACCUUGAAGUGGCAAGCAAGAUGUUGCUUGGAGCUCAGUAUCGUCUUAAAGACACAAACCCCUUGGAUUACAUCUAUCGAGCUAUUGGUUGUCAGGUGCAGCCGCUAGUGCCCGACAGUCUCGAGUCGCAGUACAUUCUCACAUGCAUCCAGUCUUCAAGUCGAGAUACAAAAGUACACUCCUUGUUCAAACUGUCCCGUCCCGGAGAAGAUGCCCGACUGGCCGCUUUGAAGCUCGAUAAUCAUCAACUUCUGUGGCACGGCAGUAACCUUGGUAACAUGAUGAGUAUUCUACACCGCGGGCUGUUGAUAGCACCCGUGGAGGUCCCCAUCACAGGACACCUGUUUGGAGAGGGCAUCUACUUCUCGGACUGUUUCUCAAAGAGCAGGAAUUACUGCUACAACUAUAGCCCCGAGUCGGAUUGUCAGCUAAUGCUGCUCUGUGAGGUUGCCUUGGGCAGGACCAAAGAACGUCUAUUCCUGGAUGAAGAUGAGGAUGAUCAUCUGGAUCCUGAUAUCAACAGUGUAAAGGUCAUAGGUCGCAGGCAGCCCGACCCUGAAUUUGAUGUCACAUUACCUUUUGGACCCCGGAUGUCACUGGGACCUCUGAGAGAAGUGAGUUACGAAAAGAAACCGCAUAUGAUGGACAGCGAAUACAUAGUACAUGACGCCUCUCAAGUUUGUCUACGAUAUCUCGUGCUGUUCUCAAACUAGACGACAUUCAGAACACAAAUAGCAUUCCUUGUGAACACUGGUUGUUUAUAUUUCUGUUCAUCGCUCUACAACAUAUGUGGACUCGAAAGUAUCGGUGUUAUUUUUAUUGAAACAGCUUGGUGCAGUUGAAAGAUAGUGCUGAUUCUUCGAUUGUUUUCUGGCUGUAAAGUAAAGACUGAUCGUUAAUUUCAUAUGACUGCUUGAAAGCAGAGGACAAAUGAAAUGAAAGAUAAUUUUAACACUGGAUCAUUGCUGUGUGACGAAACUGUGCAACAAUGCUGUAUUAACUUUGUGAACAUACCAGAUUUGUUUUCAAGAGAUAUAUUCCACCAGAUUAGAAAAAACAAUGGCUGAUACAUUUUUGAUGCGUUGAUCAUUCAGUUUAUUUCUUGAUGUAUGCUAAUAACCAUAAACUUUUCGCACAUUUCAUACAUAUCACUUUGAUUAUCAUAUUACAUUUCGGUAUGUAAUAAUAGAUGGUGCAAAAACUGUCCGCAUUUCUCCUCUAUUUCUCUAUUCCUGUUUUAAAAAAUGAUUAAUCUCAACCUUUAAGUUAUCAGGAAGUACUUUAAGACAAACUGUUUGCUUAUGAACAUUUGUUUGGCUUCAGUCUGAAUUCGAACUGAGAUUUGGUAUUGUUUUCAGGGCUUCUAGAUCAUGGUAGCUCCACUCUCAUAACUAGUAAUAUUCAGUGUUGGGCUAGUGGCAAUGGCAACUGAAAUGUUUUGAUCAAAUGUUACAGUUAAGUCUAUUUUGUAAAUAUGAAUAUUCUGCCCUCACUCUAACUCCCAAUUGUAGUGUUUUCAAGCUCUAUCUAUCUGUUUAGGUGACAUAUCUGAUUAUCUUAUUAUUUACUAAAAAUGUUAUUAACUUAAAGUGAAGUAGGGCUAGUAAACAAAAUUAAAUCACCGAUCCCAUGGCUAGUGGAUUUUAAAUUUUUUCUAGAGAACCUGGUUUUACUAGUUCAGAUUGGCUUUUUUUUUUCUCUCUUGAAUUGGUUUGAGGUGUGUACACAGUUCAUAUCUGUGUUCAUGUUUAAGUCUUCAUUUGCAGGUCUGUGCCUGUAGAGUUGUUAAUGAAGGUAUAUGGGAUGUGUUCACAGUUGAGUAUUUGUGUUCACAUUUAAAUCUUCAUUGGUAGGUUUAGAGUUGUUUAAUAAAUGGAAUAUCCACCAUUUAGCCUUUCGUAGGUUGGAUGCUUGUCUGUCAAUAGUUAAGUGGAAAUUGUUUUUAAAGCACCCAGUAAUAUAUUAUAUAAAUUGACAAUGUGACAAGCUAACCAUUUCAUACAUUUAUACUUUAACCGAGAAGAAACUGAAUAGACUUGCUCUCUUUCAAACUUAAUCAAAUCUAAUAGGUUGCCUUAAGAGCAUUGAAAACCAAGGAAAAAAGUGAUUGUCCUUUCAGUUCAGCUAGUUGCCAGUUAUAUACAGAAUAAUGCAGGAUUUGGGGUAGGUGAGGCGUGGACAACCAGGUAUCGGACUACACACAUCUGUAACACACUGGGAGUAACUAGGAGCUUGCUGGAAAUUUACAAACAAAAUCCCAUUCAGGACUUCACCCAUUUGCCUCUCCCCCCUCCCCCCACCAAAUCCUGCACCUUCAUUGGCCCAUGGUUAUUUUAGAAACUACAUGUAUAGCUGACAGGAAUUUAACCAUCACUCAAGAUGUUAAAACAGUUUAGGUUGUGUUCAGUCUUGUAGAUGUGAAUAACAAAGUGAGAAGCAAAAAAAAAAGAGUCAAAUUUCUGUUAGAAUCCAGCAACUUGGGUUGCUUUAGUGCAUGUGCAGAUUGAAUGUGGUGAGUGUUUCCUUUUGAAGUUCAUUAAAUGUACAUCAUCGUCUUCUGAAGUUCAGUAUAUUUACUUCCUCUUUGUAAACUGUGAAGUUAUUACUAAUAAUGUACAUGUCCAUGUAAAUACGGUACUGAAGAUAAUGAAUUACUUUCAGAAAUAUCAAACCUUUGUAAUUAAUUUCCAUUUACAAUUGUAAAAUUCUUAGAUAUACAUGAGACUAGUUUGAUUUAUUUGAUAAUUUUAUAUAUGGUUAUUUUAAUAUAUGCACUGUUAGUAUGUAGUUUUAUAUUUUCCUUUGAUGAACCCCGAUAUAACAGGUUUUUGUCUAGACUAAAAUUAAUGCCAGGCAGAACCAAUUUUUGUGAAGUAAGAAAAACAUUUUGUUAAUAUGGUUGGGCAAAAAUGCUUAAAAGUGCCUGGUAGCUUUACUCGGCACGGCCUGGCAACAGCACUCUGACAUCACGAUUUUGUUGUGCAUUUAACUAAUACAAUAACAGAAACAUAAAAUGGUGAUAAAUGUUGUCUAACUAGUGAUUUGACUAAAGUUUAUAGUUUACAUUACCAUUCUGUAUUGUUGGCAGCUCAAGACAGAUCAUUCUUAAAUUAUGAACAAUAAUUUUGAACUUGCUGUUUUAGUCUCCACAUUAAUGUGUCCGUUAAAUUUGUGUGUUGUAUUUCUUUAUAACAUUUUGUCCUUUGUUUUUAUCCUUUUAAAGAAUUAGUGUGGUUUCAUUUGCUUCAUAUACACAUGUUAAUACAAAAAAUGCAGGUAUUUCUAUUUCUGGUAUUAUUGCCAUUGCUGUAUACUUACAAUAAUUCAAUUCUGUGUUAAAGGACCUUUAGUCAGACAUUUUAAAGCCUAUAAAAGAAACACCAUAGAAGACAAUGUUAGAUAGAAUAUGCAAGACAAUUUUUUUUUUAAGUUUAAAAAAAAGGCAAUAUUGUGUUUAUUUACAUGUUUAUUGUCUAAAUGAUCAUUUGAUUUCAUUUUGGAGGGAUAAACUGAGUGUUGCUUUGCAUUAACAGUUAUAUUUACACUAUCUGUUUGCAAAUGUCAUCACUACUUAAGUAUGUCCACCAAUGGCACAAUUUUAAAAGCUUUUGAUAAAUGAAGUAAGUAAAAAAGAAAGUUUUACGCCAAACCAAUGUAUGGUAUGUGGAGCAUUAAAUUGUUUGCAAAUCAUGUUUAUGUCGAGUUUAAAUUUGUUGGUUAUUUUUUUAUUAUUAUUAUUAUUAUUUUAUUUAUUUUUUGUAAAUUAAUUCCAGUUUAUUUUAAUACAUGCUAUAUUUCAUAUAAUUUUUGUGUUACUGGAUGUUAAGUGGGUGUUAGCAAGAUAUUAUUAAUAUUGUUGUGAUUUCUUAUAAUGCAUCCUUAUUCUAUGUGGGACUAUGUUGUGUAAUACAGGGUAGGGAGGGUUUGGUGAAUCUAAAAUUUAAAUCCUAAAUUUUCCCAAAACAAUGUGAAAGCAAACUUGAUCAGUGUUAUUAAUUCUGACAUAAGUAGUUUGCAUUUGACUGCAUCAUGUGGAAACAUUACAAGUAGAGUUUUAUGAAGCAAGUGUCAGAUACCACAUGUUAGUAGGAUUUCCUUUUUCUUCUUUUCUCUUUUCAAAUUGUUGUAAAUGAAUUUCAGUUUAAUUUAGUAUGCUAUAAUGUAUUUAAUUUUGUGGUUACUGUAUUUUCAGUGGGUGUUUGCUAGAUAUUAAUAUUGAUAGGGUUUCUUUUAAUUAUUGUAAAUGUUUGUAUUUGCAUUAAAUAUAUAUUUUAUAUUGCAUAUAUUUGACUGGAAUCAAAUGGAUCAAACUAUUUUACACUGUAUGCCAAAAAACAACAAAAACAGAUGACUUUUCAUUGUUGUAUUAAGUGUUGUGAAUUAUGUUUAAGAUUUAGAAGAUAUUUUUGUUCUUGGGACAAAAAUAUAUAUUGAAUUUUGCCUAUAAGAUAUGAAUAUACAUUCUUACAUUUAAGUCGACUGUAACUUUAUGAGCACAGCUACUAAAUGUGUGUGUGCCUUGGUGUGUGUAAUAAAUCUUAUAUAUGUAUGGCGUGUUAUAUUAAAUUUACAGCUUACAAACCCCAAGCCAUUAAGCAAGCCAGGGUUUUAGUGUUUGUAUUUAGUCAAAUAUUUUAUAAUGACAAUUGUUUGGAAAUUUUCAUAUCCUUGUUUUAUAAAUAAUUUUGAUUUUCACAACUUGGUCAUUCAUAUACUAAAGGCAUGCAUUCAUAACAAAACUAAACAAAUUUAUUUCUGUGCAUGGUUUUUUUUGUUCUUCUUCCUUUCUGUCUUUUGUUUUUUUAAACAGGAAUUUUGUUUGAUGCAUGUUUUAGUAAUCACAAUUUUUCUGUUUAGAAUAUUGUUUUAUUUUUGUAAAAUAUGAAGCAUUGUUCACAUUUAGAAGAGUAAAUUUGUAACUUAAAGACAUUUUACUGUGUACAUUUCUAUAUCCGUGUGUAUCAGCGAAAUGUAUUUCCCUGUUGUAUUAUGUAUGUGCGUUGAUGUCUAAUGUCCUGUAUUUAGCACCUAAUGGAUCUGUACUGAACUUGUCAUUUGUCAAUACCCAUGUGCUCAUUGUCUGUGUAGAAGCCACGUCUCAUCACCGAGUUCACUGGCACUGUGAAAUCUAGUGAAAUAAAAAACAUAAAAUAAA
Molecule: messenger RNA, 11857 nt
Organism: Gigantopelta aegis
Lineage: Eukaryota; Metazoa; Mollusca; Gastropoda; Neomphalida; Peltospiridae
Product: poly [ADP-ribose] polymerase tankyrase-like
Exons: 51
Coding region: 90-7415 (2441 amino acids)
Molecular function (GO): NAD+ poly-ADP-ribosyltransferase activity; protein binding
Source: RefSeq, a predicted model, not a curated record